This is a messenger RNA of Lodderomyces jiufengensis, 714 nucleotides long. RefSeq lists its product as uncharacterized. Lineage: Eukaryota; Fungi; Ascomycota; Pichiomycetes; Serinales; Debaryomycetaceae. Gene Ontology annotation, molecular function: O-methyltransferase activity. The transcript has a single exon. The record is from RefSeq and is a predicted model, not a curated record. The coding region runs from base 1 to 714 and encodes 237 amino acids.
AUGGUUGAACAAUCAAAAGAAGAAAAAUUCCAUCAAUAUAUAUUAAAUUUGCCACAAGAUAAAAAAGAUGCGGUAAAAGGUAAACCAACUGAAGUGUUAAAACUUAUUGAUGAAUAUCCAGAAUGGUUUAUGAAUAUAGGUCCUGAUAAAGGAGCAUUUAUUGUUAAAGAAAUUGUCAAGAAACAACCAAAAAUAAUGAUAGAAAUGGGAGGAUAUAUAGGUUAUUCAGCAGUGUUAUUUGCAAGUCAAUUAAUAGCUGAUCCAGAAGCUAAAUAUUACAGUUUUGAGGCCAGUCAUGAAUUUGCUAAGAUUGCUCAAGAUGUAAUUGAUCUAGCAGGAUUGACUAAAAAAGUCGAAAUAAUUGUGGGUAAAGCAUCAUAUACAUUGGUUGAUUUCAAGGAAAGAUUGAAAAAAUCAUCAUCAUAUACACCAAUUGAUUUUGUUUUCAUUGAUCAUGAUAAAAAUAGUUAUGUACCUGAUCUUUGUCUUUGUGAAAAAUUAAAUUUUAUUGCACCAGGUACAGUUAUUGCGGCUGAUAAUUUAUAUUCAGCUCCAGAAUAUAAAGAAUACGUUAGACUUUCACCAGAAGAGAAAAAAAGAUAUCCUGGAAGAUGGAAUAUCAUCUAUGAAACAAAAUCUCAUGAGUUCGAAUUAAGAGGUGGUCAUAAAGAUGCUGUUGAACUUACAAAAUGUAUUGACUACUUAUCUGGGUAA